AUGGGCCCCUGUACCGCCUCCUCAUGCUGCUGCCAGGCCCGUAAUCUGUCAUGGGCCCCUGUACCGCCUCCUCAUGCUGCUGCCAGGCCCGUAAUCUGCCAUGGGCCCCCGUACCGACUCCUCAUGCUGCUGCCAGGCCCGUAAUCUGUCAUGGGCCCCUGUACCGCCUCCUCAUGCUGCUGCCAGGUCCAGAGUGUGUCAUGGGUCCCUGUACGGCCUCCCAUUGCUGCUGUCUCCAUCGCCACACUCUGCCAUGUGCCACUUUCAGGUCUCCUCACACUGCUGGUGGGUUCCAUUUUGUCAUAGGGUGCUGGCAGAUUACGGGCCUCCCAUUGCUGCUGCCAGGCCCGUAAUCUGCCAUGGGCCCCCGUACCGACUCCUCAUGCUGCUGCCA
Messenger RNA from Staurois parvus, 394 nucleotides. NCBI's taxonomy places the organism in Eukaryota, Metazoa, Chordata, Amphibia, Anura, Ranidae. The record is from the annotation of a GenBank genome assembly.